CCUCCCAGCUAGCCGAUGGCCAUGGUUAUCCUCCCAUUCUUCCUCCUGCUCCUCCUGCCUCUCGCCGCUGCCCAAAUAGGGCACUUCUGCGGCAUUAGGGACAACUACACAUCAAACAGCACGUACCAAGCCAACCUCAGGUUCCUCUCAUACACUCUCCCCAAGAAGGCUGCAUCCAGCACCACCCUGUUCGCCACUGACACUGUAGGCGAUGCUCCCGACACCAUCUUCGCCCUCACACUCUGUCGCGGGGACAUGAAUGCCUCCGCCUGUAAGGACUGCGUGGCUACCGCCUUCGAGGACGGGCCGCGUAUCUGUCCGUACAAUAAGAAUGCCACCUUGUUCUACGAUCCCUGCCUGCUCAAGUUCUCCAACCAUAAUUUUCUCACCAGCACCGAUAACAGUGAGCUCAUUGCCUACGUGAACGUCCAGAACUUCACCACUGUUGUCAGAUUAUGGCUAACAACCACAAGCAUCGACUCCACCAGGCGCUUGUUAUUCACGCUUCUCAACACCACGGCCCAGUUGGCCACGGAUAUCACGAGUAGGUUCACAACCUCGCGUUUAGAUGUCAGUUCCUUUCCGACGCUGUACUGCCUUAUGCAGUGCACGCCGGACCUGACCACCGACGACUGCGGGGUGUGUUUCCAGGAUGUCUUGCAGUAUACUUUGAAAUACCUCGUCGGUAAGGCAGGUGGUCAAAUUUAUGGAGUACGGUGUAAGAUGAGGUACGAGAUUUACCAAUUCUUCCAAGGGGACCCUAUGCUGAGUAUCACCAAUUUGGCCGCUGAAGUUCCGGCGACCAACAACACGGCGCCAGGGCCGACGCCAGUUACUGUGUAUGGUUCACCACCGGUGCCACCAGCUGCUGCGCCACCUCCGGAGCCGGUGGUACAGACGACUGUCGAACAAGACGGCCACAACUCAAGAAAGAGGGCUCUAUUGAUUAUUGCUGUCAUCGCUCCAUUAUUAUCAUUAUUUAUGUGUUUCAUCUGCUCCUUCAUGUGGUUGAGAAGACGUAGAAAAGGAAAUACAGACUUGCACAAUGAAGCUGCCAGGAAUAUAACUGAAGAAAACGCACUGGUUUGGAGAUUGGAAGAGAAGAGUUCAGAGUUCACUCUGUUCGAGUUUUCAGAAAUAUUGCAGGCUACACGCAACUUCUCCAAAGAAAGCCUGCUUGGGCAAGGUGGUUUCGGCCCUGUCUACAAGGGCCAACUACCAGAUGGAAUGGAAAUUGCAGUUAAAAGGCUUGCCUCACAUUCAGGACAGGGUUUCACAGAAUUCAAAAAUGAAAUUGAACUUAUUGCAAAACUACAACACAAUAAUCUGGUCAAGCUGAUUGGAUGCUGUAUUCAUGGAGAGGAGAAACUUUUGGUGUACGAAUAUUUGCCAAAUAAAAGUUUGGACUACUUUAUCUUUGAUGGAAAUAGAACAACUUUGGUUGAUUGGAAUAAAAGACGUGUGAUAAUUGAAGGGAUAGCUCAAGGUCUUCUGUAUCUCCACAAGCACUCUCGGCUGCGCAUCAUACACAGAGACCUUAAGGCCAGCAACAUUCUCUUGGACCAAGACAUGAAUCCUAAAAUUUCUGAUUUUGGCCUAGCAAAAAUUUUCAGCUCUAAUGAUAUACAAGGAAGCACAAAGAGGGUAGUGGGAACAUAUGGUUACAUGUCUCCGGAGUAUGCAUCUGAAGGCAUAUACUCAAUCAAAUCUGACGUUUUCAGCUUUGGUGUGUUACUUCUUGAGAUCCUUAGCGGAAAAAGGAAUUCUGGUUUCCAUCAAUAUGGAGACUUUCUCAACCUCCUUGGAUAUUCAUGGCAGCUCUGGGAAGGUGGAAUAUGGAUUGAGCUUCUAGAAUCAUCAAUUGCCAAGGAGAUCCAUAUAACCGAGGCUAAGAGGCACAUUAACAUCGCACUGAUGUGCGUACAGGAGAAUGCAGAUGAUCGACCCACCAUGUCAGAAGUUGUUGCAAUGUUAAGCAGCGAGAGUGUUGUUCUUCCAGAGCCUAAUCAUCCUGCCUACUUUAACCUAAGGGUAUCUAAGGUACAUGAAUCGGCUAGUGUUGUUGUUCCAUGCAGUAACAAUGAUGUAACCAUCACUGCCGAGCCAGAUGGCAGAUAGUUGAUCACUUUGUCUCAGUAGUUAAUGCAAGAACUAGAAAUCAAACUCAUGUUAAUUGUACAAUAAUUGAAGCAAGAAUGUACAUGUGUUAAUUACUGUA
This is a messenger RNA of Lolium perenne, 2218 nucleotides long. Lineage: Eukaryota; Viridiplantae; Streptophyta; Magnoliopsida; Poales; Poaceae. The record is from RefSeq and is a predicted model, not a curated record.